UUCCAAAUUGGGAAAUUCUAUUUUUGGAAAGUUUUUGAAACCAAUCCAAAAUAAAAUUUGCAUGAGAGUGGAUUUAUUCUAAUAUUUUCCUAGUCAUCAAAUCCCAAUUGGAAACCCCUUUCUCUCUCCCCCAAUUUCCUCCCUCUCCAAGCAUGCCGCCGGCCACCUAUGGGAAACCCCAUUAAUGGCUCAAUUAAACCCCCCAAAUCCUAUUUGAAAUUCAAAUUAGGAUUAAUUUCUUCCCUCCAAUCCUCUUAAAACUGAAAUAAUUUCAGUUUUAUUGCUCCUCUUCCUACCGCCGGCUCUCCCAUAAUUCCUCCCUAAUUGAAAUUUUCAAUUAAUGCAUUAAUUACAUUAAUUGGAAUUUCAAAAUCCCUAAUCUUUCCCUCCUAACUUCACAAAAACUGAAAUUAAAUUUCAGUUUGCUCUCCACCAACCCGCCCCUCCCCUUGCUCUACCGCCGGCUCCCUUCUCCCUCUCCAAGCCGCCGCCCCACCCUCCCUCCUUGGGGAGAUCUUGCUUGCGGCAACCGUCCGGAUCCACUCCAAGGAUGCAUGGACGAACCCGAGUGGAAUUACGGUUUUGAGUACGACGACAACGGAAGGGUCGACAUCCUCCGGUCUCCUUUCUUCGACGUCGGAUUCGACUUCGACGAUACCGUUGUGGAGUAUUUAUCACGGAUCGUACCCACCUUGAUAGAGACCGUCGACGAUCACUUUUCCGACUACACUUGGCUUAUCGAAGGUCGAUCUACCGUGCCUCCUCCGCCUCCGAGAUCUUCUUCCACGGCGACUUUCCUUGGCGCUUCCGUCUUAGUGGCAACCUCCAUGCUAGUUUGGUCAAUCUUCCGCCGUUCAACCUAGUCUUCGUAGGAAGAGAGUGCCAAAGACCUCAAAGUGUGAACAACUUGGUAUUAAUCGCGGGAUUUUAUUUACUAGCUAUUGUGUUAUGUUUUCUUUUGCAAUUGCUUAAAAGACUUGGCUUUCUUGUUGUAGUUUCUUUGCCUAGCAUAUUGAACACCGCGAAUGAUUUAUAAUUGACUUAACUUUGAUGCAUGAUUAAUUAAUUUGAGAAGCUGAAAUUUAAUUCUCGUUUUAACUUCUUGUGUAACUCUCCGACGCAUCACAUCAGCAUGCCUUGCUGUGAAGUUUUUUUCUCUAUCAUCUUAAACUGUUCACCCAAAUGCCUUAUAACCAAAGUCACCCAAAUUACCAUCCAGUUGCAUGUUGGUUAUUUAGGGACCUGCUUUUAUGAUCUAAAUGGAAUUUAUAUUUGACGCUUUUCUUAUCGAAAAAUGGUUAAAAAUAUCACGUGCAAGGUCACAUAUGGUGAAAUUAAUUAAGUUGUUUUAAUAGAGAUGUAGGUGUAGGUGAAUAGUCAUUUGAGAAACGUGGAUCAUCAUGAAGGGUGAUUAAUGAUUUUUAUUAGGCCUAUCUGCUCAAUCGAGAGUGUGUUGGUAACCUUUCCUUCGGAGUUCAUGAAGAUCCAAACAUGAUUGAAUCUAAAGUCCAUAAUCACCAUGUGAUUUGGACCAACAACUUGGAAGUGAAAUCCCAAUAUUUUCUUCCUUAAUCGUCUUCAGAGCCUCUUAUGCUUUAAAUCCCACCACUUUGAGCCAAUUAUCUCGAUUUGGCCUUUCUCCUUCACUUUGGAAAAGUAUGAACCUAUGUGAAGUCUAUAUUUGACAUUUUCUCGUUAAAGAAUGGUAAAAACAUCAUGUUCAAAGUCACGUGACCAUAUUUAACAGCCAAAUUAAGAAAGUUGUUACAACAAGGAACUACUUGCAGAUGUAUUAUCACUUAUGGGACCUAGGUUAAGUGUUUUGAGCAAUGUGGGCCAACAUAAAGCGUAGUCUAUACUUUAAGAGCCUAAGUGUCAUUUUCCCUAUUUAUUAUGUGGAUAAGGGGUUUACAAGUUUACUCAAUAACUUUCUUUUUUAUAAUUGAAUUUUAUUUACAAAUGACUUACAUAUGAUGUGUUUGUAAGUUUUCUAUCUUCUUGUGGUUUUAAGCAUUUGUUUUUUGUCAUUCAUUAAUUUUUAUUUUCUCCUUUGGUUUACUUAUCCACGCAAAUUAAAAAAAAAAAAAACACAGAUUUUACCUCUCUUACUUUUACUUGUUAAUAAGGAAAAGGGUUUACUCUUUUCGCUUUAUAAAUUAAAAAUAUUAUGCCUUCAGAUAGAAGAGGUUGGCUGGGAACAUCUAGUACAUUUGGAAAAAGAUCUGUCUUCUCUCAGCUUUUGUAUCUUAGAUGAAAAUGACAGGAAGCAUACUUUGUUUAUUGGAUUGUCUCAAGAUUAUCCUAAAGGUUUGCCUUCAAUAGCAGCCGUAUCGAUUAUUGGGUCCUGAGUCUGCUAUAGAAACAAUCAGAAAGAAAUGGAAAAAAAAUGGCGGAAAAUGGUAUGGUCAAAUGGGAGAUCUUUUAUGGAAAAUCUAGCUGUUCUUUUGGAGACUACCUUACCUGGUCCUACCAAAGAGUGCAAGAAAAUAGAGGAGCAAAUUGAUUGUGGAAUUUGCUAUGCUCAGUAUCUACCUCAUGAUGAUGAACUUGGGGGUAGUAGUAAUGAACCAGAUUACAAAUGUGAUAAUCCUUGUUGCAGUCGGGCUUUUCAUACUAUUUGCUUGAGGGAUUGGCUUCGUUCAAUCACAACCACAAGACAGUCAUUUAAUGUCUUAUUCGGGAACUGCCCUUACUGCUCAGAUCCAGUUGCUGUUAAAAGUAAUAGCUCUUAAUGGGCUAGGAGUUUGUUCUUUCUCAUUCGGUCGUUAUUGUGUGAAUUAGAUGUUCUUAUAAAUUUGUAUCGGGGAAUUAUAAUACUCGUUAAUUUUUAAAAUUUUAUUUUUCAAACAAUAUUAUUGUAGCUACUUCUACGCCUGAUAUUGUAUUUUGCAUCGUGAUUUUACGUAAAUCGUUCUCAGAAAGCUUGCUUUGGAUCAGUGAUUCCCCAUCUCUGAUAUUUUGCCUAACAUUCAGCUUCGAAGUAUGUUGCAACCAUAAUAUGUUUAAUUGGUCUUUUGUAA
This is a messenger RNA of Dendrobium catenatum, 3020 nucleotides long. RefSeq names its product E3 ubiquitin-protein ligase FANCL. Gene Ontology annotation, biological process: interstrand cross-link repair; protein monoubiquitination. NCBI's taxonomy places the organism in Eukaryota, Viridiplantae, Streptophyta, Magnoliopsida, Asparagales, Orchidaceae. Gene Ontology annotation, cellular component: nucleus; Fanconi anaemia nuclear complex. The coding region runs from base 2376 to 2732 and encodes 118 amino acids. The transcript is spliced from 6 exons. The record is from RefSeq and is a predicted model, not a curated record. Gene Ontology annotation, molecular function: ubiquitin protein ligase activity.